UAGCACAAGAUGCACAAGGCAAGCCGAUACGCCGCGCCAGUGGCGCGAGAUUCCCCGCGCGAUGCAGCUGCUUGUCUGAUUGUGUAAAUAUUAUUAUUCUGUGAACAUCGUGCAGUGAAAAAGUUUGUAGUUUAUUUUUUGGAACGCCUUUUGAGUUUUUGAUCGUGUCAUGGACAAGCCACGAUAAACUGGCUGAACAUAUGGCGCGAUAUGUUGUAAACAUAAAAAAAUAAACACGAAAAUGUCAAGAAAGUGUUCUAAAUUCAAAUUGAAUGACGUUUCGAUAGUGAUGUGCUAAAGUUGUAAUUAAACAUUGAAUGGCGUGAAGAUGGAGCUGAAUAUGGAUGUAAUUGCUGCUAAUGCGACUUUUUACCCGCGGGAAGCUACCAUUUUGGCUGCAGCGUGUGCCUGCAUUUUCAGCGCAGUCGGGGUCGUUGGAAAUCUGAUCACAACUAUUGCCCUCCUCAUGCACCCGAAACUACGCACGCACGUGACGACCAUGUUCGUGCUGUCCCUGUGCGUGUCGGACCUGGUAUUCUGCAGCAUCAACCUGCCCCUGACCGCGCACCGGUACAUCCACCAGCAGUGGGGCCUGGGCGAACGCCUGUGCCAGAUGUUCGCCUUCGUCUUCUACGGGAACGAAGCUGUGUCGUUGUUGUCUAUGGUCGCUAUUACCAUUAAUAGGUACACCCUGAUAGCAUACUACGACCUGUACUCGCAGAUCUACACCGCCGCCAAGAUCUGGGUACAGCUUCUGCUCAUCUGGAUCGUCUCCUUCGGGUUCAUGGUACCUCCGUUACUCGGUGUCUGGGGCCAGCUGGGCUUCGACAAGAAAACGUUCUCGUGCACAAUUCUGCCCAAAGACAAUAAAUCUCCAAAAAAAUACCUUUUCGUGUUCGGUUUCGCCCUGCCGUGCAUAGUCAUCAUUGUGUCCUACUCUUGCAUAUACUGGAGAGUGCGAGAGAGCAAGAGAAAACUGGAGGGCCGCAGGUGUGUAUGUGGCAAACUAAGCGGACAGACAGCCAAAGAAAAAGAAGAAGAUUCCAGACUGACGAAACUGAUGCUGACAAUAUUCAUGUCCUUCCUAGCGUGCUUCUUACCACUGAUGAUAAUGAAUGUCACCGAUGACCAAAUCUCUUACCCGUGGCUCCACAUCAUCGCUUCUAUCCUAGCUUGGGCAUCGAGCGUCAUCAACCCUCUAAUCUACGCGGCGACCAAUAGACAAUAUAGGGCUGCGUAUGGCAAUCUACUUAAAUUCUGCAAGAAUAACCCAGUAGCUAAACGAACAACUUGGGGCAGUCGAACUGUCGGCCAAUCGUCGAAUUCCCCACACUACCCACAGACUGAAAAAAGAAAUCCUUUGAAAGAGCCCGCGAAGUUAUGAAUCUUUUUUUUCUGUGGCUUAACGCAAAGCGUUUUAUUUAUUAGCCAGUAACAAAAUACCUAAACUUUGAUCCCGAAAUAAGUCAUAGGAAAACUGAUAUUUUAGGCAUUUGGUUGAUAUUAUGUAGGUACUUAUGUAUGCAUUUAAAGUUUUUUUUUGUGUUAUAUAACCGGAAUAAUGUGACAUUCCAUCGAACGCCACGAUUAUUGCAACACUAUUUCAUAAUAGUUGUUCAAAGUUAUUAGAAAUACUUUUGUGUAUUUUGCCGAGUUCAUGUAAUUAUUUAACAGAAAUUUUAGCAAGUAUAUAAAACGUAAAAGUACAGGAUUUAUAACAAUCUCCACCAUAUACAUAAACAAGUAAGUUAAUAAUAUGUACUCUAAAAUUAUCGAGCCUAUUUUACAUGAUGUCUAUAAUUCAUCAUCUGUAUCCUGUACCCGAUACUCAUGCAGUAUAUAAUAUACUUAAUGUACAUUUUUUAUAUGUAUUGCUGUAAAUAUAUGUAGUUAUGUAAAUAAACAACGAGUUACGUAUAUAUUAAAGGUCGGUACACACCUAAUGCUUAACGCGAACGCAUUUUUUAUAAUAAAAAUAAAUAAAAGUUGUAGCUGGUUGCGUAGACGCGUGCUUUACAAUUCUAUACAAAAAAAAAACCAGUAACGCAGUCGAUGUGUACCGACCCUAAACCUAGGUCCAUAAGUUUGUAUACCAUCUACACUUAACCAAAGUUAAAAUAUUUAGAUUUAAUUUAUAGUGGAUUAUAAUAUAUUAGGUAAAUAACGGUAUUUAAGUAUCUAUAGAUAAGUAUUUAUGGGACGAAUAAUUUAUUUUGAAAUAGCAUUCCUUUAGUUUGUAAUAAUUUCGCGCAAUCAUAAAUCAUAAAUAUGAUCAAUCUACAGUUAGAUAAUAUUUAUAUUAUACAAAGUUUUAAUUUUUUAAUUAUAAUUGUUAAUUACUAAAUCAAUGAUUAAUUUUAGAAGAGAAUCACAAUGUUCCACAUUAAUCAUCAAAUAAAUAGAUUAAAUUAUACAUAAUAAGAAUCCUGAAGUGAAGACUGAUUAAUCGAGAAGUCAAUUAAAAAGUAACCAUUAGCUAAAGUAACCGUUAUGUAUAUGAGGGAGUACUAAGAUGAGAUGCAACAUGGCUUCAAAGCCAGUAGCCCGUUGGUUGAGUGAUCUGAGUGACUCAGAUCAUAAUUAUUACUGUAACAUAAAAAAUACUUCAACUUUACCUAAUCACAGCUUACUUUCGUGCCCCACCCCGCAAGUGACCGAUCUACUCGUAUGUAUGUCAGAACCUGAACUAAGUAACACCACAAUGUUCUCUCACUAGCCCCACAGGCACUUCACACCACAUGGCUGAGAAUCGUGUUCAUUGUCAUCAAUUAAUUGGAAUGGAACACACUCAACGAAUUUCUUGAAUAUCAAUGGAGUGAUUUGGCAUUGUCCAUCUAUUUAUCUAGAGUGUAGGUUUCCUGAGAAUAUUUUCCGCGUUAGACAAAAUAAAUAUAAACACAUUUGACUACUUCUUCACCAGACACCAGAGCUAAGACUGAGUUUUAUAGCUAAUACGCAGGUGGGGGGGGGGGGCGACGAGUAUGUACCAUUUCAUAAUACGACCUAUUUUUAUCAAAAAUACGUUAAUUCCUUCAUUUGAACGAAAUCACGUGGUUAAGUUAAAAAGACAGGACAGCUAAGUUAAUACUCCGUCAUACAUAUAUUUAAGUAAACCAUACCUAUUAUCUAAUGAUAAUAUUUAUCCUAGAUUCCACCACAUGUAUGGUAUGUUAUUGUAGAAAAUAAAUUAGGAUUAUCAAUAUGUAGACUCAUUUAACUUCCGGCAAAGGAUCCUAUGGUUUCCGCAAAGAUGAUUUCCUUUGUCUUUGUCGAUUUUUUGUAAAUAUUAAUUUGUAUGUUUGCUACAUUUUGUAAUGAUGAACCCGAGCUACACACAAACCAAAGGCGCAAAUAAAUGUAUUAAAAGAAA
Plodia interpunctella (Indianmeal moth) is the source of this 3370-nucleotide messenger RNA. It is a transcript of the gene Tre1, whose product is annotated as Trapped in endoderm 1. The transcript is spliced from 6 exons. The coding region runs from base 329 to 1384 and encodes 351 amino acids. The record is from RefSeq and is a predicted model, not a curated record. Lineage: Eukaryota; Metazoa; Arthropoda; Insecta; Lepidoptera; Pyralidae. Gene Ontology annotation, molecular function: G protein-coupled receptor activity. Gene Ontology annotation, cellular component: membrane. Gene Ontology annotation, biological process: G protein-coupled receptor signaling pathway.